Penicillium arizonense is the source of this 1611-nucleotide messenger RNA. RefSeq lists its product as uncharacterized. Lineage: Eukaryota; Fungi; Ascomycota; Eurotiomycetes; Eurotiales; Aspergillaceae. The transcript is spliced from 11 exons. Gene Ontology annotation, molecular function: carbohydrate:proton symporter activity. Gene Ontology annotation, cellular component: membrane. Gene Ontology annotation, biological process: carbohydrate transport; transmembrane transport. Bases 1 to 1611 code for a protein of 536 amino acids. The record is from RefSeq and is a predicted model, not a curated record.
AUGGAGUCAACCAAGCCCAUGAGUGAGAACAUCGAGCAUGCUAUCCCCACAAAGGGGAUGGAAGCUCAGAUUGAGAAGGGAAACACUCCCAUCAUGCGCACCAAGGAAGAUGACCUUGGUGUAUGGCAAAGCGUGAGGAGAUACAAGUGGGUGUCUACCUUGGCAAUGGUUGCAGCUUUUAGUGCGUCAUUGGAUGGCUACCAAAUCAAUCUGAAUGGUGGUAUCGUCGCCAACAAGGGUUUCAUUCGUCAGAUGGCCACUCCUGGGACAAAGAUCAUCAACAGUAAAUAUGUCUCUGCGUGGGGUGGUAUCCAGGCUGCUGGUCAAACCAUUGGGCAAAUUUUUCUUCAAUACGCCACUGAAAAAUAUGGUCGAAAGGCAGCUUUUUACACUCUAACUGUUUUCCUUACAGCGAGUAUCUUCGCAGAGACAUUCAGCACUUCUUGGGCCCACUGGCUUGUGGCAAAACUCCUCUCAGGCAUGGGUGUCGGCAUGUUACAAGCCACUCUGCCGUUCUACAUCUCAGAGAUUGCACCAACCCAGUUGAGGGGCUUCCUUAUUAAUGCAUACACUUUUUGGUUCGUUCUAGGGCAGCUAUUUGCUUCAGUAGCACUCAACAGACUCAAUGCUCACCAUCCGUACGACUUCCGAACUGCUAUUUAUAGUCAGUGGGCUAUGAUUGGAAUUUCCGUCAUUAUCAUUCUGGUUAUUCCCGAAUCGCCUUGGUGGCUAGUCAGCAAGGAUAAGCAAACCCAAGCCGCCAAGAUUCUUCAGCAAUUUUAUGGUCGGGUUGAAGGAUAUGAUGUUCAGGAAAAAAUUAAUGCAAUGACGGCCACGGUCGCUGAGGAGCGUCGUAUUGCGAAGGAAAACGCACAAGAGGGGAUGUGGGCUAUUUUCCGUGGUCGAAACGGUGUCCGAUUUAUCAUUGCAGCAUGGCCAAAAAUCACACAACAAUUCGUUGGACUGUCCGUGUUCAAUACUUAUGCUACCUAUUUCUUCCAAUAUGCUGGCAACAAGGAUCCAUUCCUGGUGACUCUCAUCCUCUCUUGCUGUCAAAUCAUCGCAAUGAUCUUCACUUCGACACUCACAGACCGCUUUGGCCGUCGGCCCCUUACUGUGUGGCCCUAUGCUGUCACAGUGUUAUCUGUUCUUUGCCUCGGCAUUAUCGGAUGCGUUGACUACACGCAAAAAGCCACCAGUUCCCUUCUGAUCUUCUUUGCGUGCUUGGCAACUUUUUCCACUACUGGUGCCUCCGCUAUUGGAUAUGCCUAUGCCGCCGAAGUCCCUAGACAGUCUCUGAGAGCGCAGACGGCCGGCUGGUCUCUGGCUUCUUCAAAUCUCCUCUCAAUCAUGUUCAGCUUCUGCACACCCUUGAUGAUCAAUGGGAAUGCUCAUUGGGGUGUCAAGACCGGUUUCUUCUUCGCAGCUACUGGCGCUGUUGCGGUGAUCAUUGGAUGGUUCAUUUUGCCUGAAGUAUCACUCCGAACCCCGGGCGAAAUUGAUGAAUUGUUUGAAAAGAAGGUGAACUUUCGCAAGUUCAAGGGACACGUCACCGAUGUUGAGAUUAUUGCGAGGGCGCACUCUGGAACAGUCUCCCAGGCUUAUGUGUAA